CAAAGGUUAAAGAAAUCUUGGGUGUCACACAACCGAUCAACCCGUCUUGUUUUCAAAUUGCUUGACUUCGAUUUGGUUGGUCCCUAUCUCACGUAUAAGGGCAUUUCCCCUAAAAUUUCUUCCUUCUAGUUACUCCCACUCAUGGCUUCCAAACUACGCAUCGAUCAGCUCCGAGCUCUAAGCUCCACCGUCUUCCAUGGCAUUGGAGAUUCCCUUUCAAUUCGAGCUUCUCAAAAUCAUCAUAUCAGACACUUCUCUGAUGUGUCAUCGCCGACGCUCUCUCCCGCCGGUUCUUCUUCGCCACCGCCUCAAAAUGUUGAGCUGAAAACUGCGCCUCAACCUGAGAAAAUGAACAUAAACGCUUCUACUACCUCGUCUGUGAAUCAAAUUGAGCUUGCCAAAUUCUCCGCCAUUUCUGACACCUGGUGGGACGCCGAAGGGCCAUUUAAGCCACUGCAUGCGUUAAAUCCUACAAGAGUCUCAUUUAUCAGAUCCACUCUUUGCCGUCAUUUUAGGAGAGAUCCUUGUUUAGUUAGGCCUUUUGAAGGACUGAACUUUAUUGAUGUUGGUUGUGGUGGUGGAAUUCUGUCUGAGCCUUUAGCUCGAAUGGGAGCAACUGUGACAGGAAUUGAUAUGGUGGAUAAAAACAUCAAGAUUGCCCGUGUGCAUGCUGACCAGGAUCCUGUGACAUCAACAAUUGAAUAUUAUUGUACCACAGCUGAAAAUCUGGUAGAGCAGCAGAAGGAGUUUGAUGCUGUCAUCGCUUCAGAGGUAAUUGAGCACGUGGCAGAUCCUGCUGGAUUUUGCCAGUCCUUGGCAGCAUUGACAGUAGCCAAUGGAGCUACAAUUGUUUCUACUAUUAACCGUUCUAUGAGGGCAUUUGCAGCUGCCAUUGUUGCAGCAGAAUACAUUCUUCGCUGGCUUCCUAUAGGUACGCAUCAGUGGUCGAGCUUACUUACCCCUGAAGAAUUGGUCCUGAUAUUACAACGUGCCUCAAUUUCGGUUGAAGAAAUGGCCGGAUUUGUGUACAAUCCCUUAACAGGCCAAUGGUCCCUUUCAGAUGAUACUAGUGUAAAUUACAUUGCGUUUGGUAAAAAAAUUAGCCAGCAAACAGACUAACGAAGGUGUAUUCUUAAUUCUCAGGUAGCUUCCCUCUAAACAUGACCUUAAACACUUCUUUUUCUUUGUGGCAAAUGAGAACUAUUAAUCUCAUGUAAUAUUAAGCACUUUGUGAGGUUAGGUUUGUGAUCUCGGGCAGACUCCAUUUUAGCUUACUUUCUUGAAUAAAUCUCUACUUUGAGCAGAGAAGGGAAGGGAAAGAAAAAUGGGUUCCGACUUGCGCAUUCCUUUUAAUUAUUAUUCAAAGUAAACAUAUACAAGAAAUUUUCUAUCA
Molecule: messenger RNA, 1393 nt
Organism: Cucumis sativus (cucumber)
Lineage: Eukaryota; Viridiplantae; Streptophyta; Magnoliopsida; Cucurbitales; Cucurbitaceae
Product: ubiquinone biosynthesis O-methyltransferase, mitochondrial
Exons: 9
Coding region: 142-1119 (325 amino acids)
Biological process (GO): ubiquinone biosynthetic process
Molecular function (GO): 2-methoxy-6-polyprenyl-1,4-benzoquinol methyltransferase activity
Source: RefSeq, a predicted model, not a curated record